Pocillopora meandrina is the source of this 474-nucleotide messenger RNA. The record is from the annotation of a GenBank genome assembly. NCBI's taxonomy places the organism in Eukaryota, Metazoa, Cnidaria, Anthozoa, Scleractinia, Pocilloporidae.
AUGAAAGCCAAACUGAAGAAGCUACUCCAGUUACCGGUUGAUGACGACUCGGUUAUUCUCGUGAAUGAAGAAGAAGCUUCUACUCCGGCAUUUAACAAGAACGCCAAAUCAGUACAAGAGGAGUUGGACUGUCUAAAAUCUGAAGUGCUGAACUUAUGGGCUCAUAUAAAAGAGAAACCUAAAGAGGAAGACCUGAGAUCCGAAAAUUCUCGACUUCGGGAAAUAAUUAUAUCUUUAAAGGAAGAAAAUAAAAAGUUAGUCCAAGAACGCGAUUCUUUAAGUUUUGCAUUGCAAAUCGUAUCCAGAGAAGCAGCUACUCAAUACCGUUCAACGAAUAACACCUUUAAUGAACAUACCAUUGUCCAAAGUAUGGAUGAGUCAACACCUUGCGCCAACAAAGAACAAGGCUUCAUUGUGAAAUCAAGGAAAAAAGAAAGAAAUCGAAAAACAAAGGAGCUUCCAACAACACCCUGA